AUGGAGAGUAGUCCACUCAAACAGGUGUUAUUCGUGGGUACUAAGUUCCUGAUAAUCGCGGUCGUUUCUCAAACGCUGUGCUCCGUCGACGUUUCACCAGUAAAUUAUGAAUAUUCUACGAAGAUCUAUAACGUCGGCGUUCUUAUGGCCUCCCAUUUGAACAGUCCUUUCGACCUCGAGAGAUGUGGACCAGCAGUGGACCUAGCCUUAGCCGAAGUAAACGACUUCUUAAGUGUCCACAACGUGAAAUUGCGCAAGGUUCAAGGAAGUUAUCCGUCGUGCAGCGGAGCCGCAGCACCCGGCUUAGCAGCCGACAUGCACUUCGAGGACAACGUGAUAGCGUUUAUAGGUCCAGCUUGUGCUUUCGCCCUCGAACCUGUGGCCAGGCUAGCCGCCUAUUGGAACACUCCAAUCAUCACUGGAAUGGGUGACCAACCGCCAUCGGAGGGGGAAUUGUCAGUAACCUCGGGGAUUCUUGGCAGAAUCAAUAAAUGGAAAAACGAAAGCUCGGGAAUAUUCAAAGACAAGAGCAAGUAUCCAACGUUGACGAGGAUGUCCUAUUGUCAGUGUCGACUUCGUUUAGUGUUCUCCAGUAUAUUCAAAGAAUUCGGAUGGUCACACGUGGCGCUGAUAUUAGAUAGAUCGGAUUUGUUCUCGUGGACGGUGGGAAAGAAUUUGGAGUACGGUUUGAGGAAAGAAGGGCUGCUGAAAUUUGUGAGGGAAUUGGACGGGAACUCGGAAGAUGAAUCGUACCAUUUUUAUUUACGCGACGCCAGUAUGUACGCAAGAGUAUUGAUUCUGAGUGUGAGAGGGACUCUGGUUAGAAAAUUCAUGUUGGCAGCUCAUGAUUUGGAAAUGACGAGAGGAACAGUGUUCUUUUUUGUUUUAAAUAUAAAUCAGGGUUCUUACUGGGGAGACCACGAUUGGGAAGUCGGUGACGAGGACGACGCCAUUGCCAGGAAAGCCUACGAAGCGCUACUCAGAGUAUCCCUUUUGCAGCCAACUAGUCCAAGGUUUCAAGAUUUUGCAGAAAGUGUCCGGCUGAGGGCUCAGACCGAUUACAAUUACUCCUUCUCGGAAGGAGAAGAAGUGAAUUUCUUUAUUGGCGCCUUCUACGACGGAGUCUAUCUCCUCGGUAUAGCGUUAAACGAGACCCUUGCCGAGGGAGGCGACAUCAGAGACGGCAUAUCGAUAACGAGGAGGAUGUGGGAUCGGGACUUCAUUGGUAUUACAGGACACGUGAGAAUCGACGACAAUGGUGACCGCGACGCAGACUACAGUAUCCUGGAUUUAGAUCCUAUCACUGGAAGGUUUGAGGUAGUCGCACACUAUCUUGGUUUGAAUCGAGAAUACAGCCCAGUGACUGGGAAGAAAAUCCAUUGGCCUGGAGGCAGAGAAGGACCGCCAGCGGAUGUUCCUGAAUGUGGAUUUUUGGGAAACGAUCCAGCCUGUACGUCUAGAACCGAAGCCUACACCUUUGUUGCUUAUACCAGCUUAGCUUUGACCGUGUUCCUCCUCGUUGCUAUUACUGCAACUUGUGUAUUGUACAGGCACCUGAGACUGUCAGCUGAUCUGAACAACAUGUCCUGGAGGAUCAGACCUGAGGAGCUGCUUCUGGAAAUAGGGAAACCAUUUUCUUCGAAGAUCAAUCUGCAUCAAGCUAUAGCUGAGAAUUUCGGAUUGGAGCAGCGUAUUCGUCGAGGAUCGCAAUUUAGUUGCGAAUCCCUGCCCCCGACCACAGUGUUCACCACGGUUGGAAUUUAUAAGGGUGAGAGGGUGGCUAUUAAGAAAGUCACUAAGAAGAAGGUAGUUGACGUCACGAAGAAAUUGUUGUGGGAGAUUAAGCAAGUUAGAGAUGUCACUUCAGAAAACACCGUCAGGUUUAUCGGUGCUUGCCUCUGUUCCCCAUCGCCAACAGUCCUAAUUUUAACUGAAUAUUGUCCUCGAGGAUCUUUAAAGGAUGUUCUGGAGAACGAUGCUAUCAAGUUAGAUUGGAAUUUUCGAAUGUCUUUGAUCCACGACAUCGUCAAGGGGAUGUCCUAUCUUCAUGCCAGUGAAGUUUCUGCUCAUGGAAAACUUCGAUCUUGUAAUUGUCUGAUCGACGGUCGUUUCGUAUUGAAAAUUUCCGAUUUUGGACUUAAAACUCUCACCACGCCUUCUGACUUAAUUAUGGACGAUAAUUAUUAUACUAAACUACUUUGGAUCGCUCCGGAACUUCUACCUCUAACUGUGACACCCGGUAGCGCAGCGACUCAGAAAGGGGAUGUUUACAGUUUCGCGAUCAUUUUAGAGGAAAUCGUGGUUCGUGGUGGCCCGUACGAAUCUGUAUUGGAAAAUAGACAGACAAUCGUGGGCCACGUCGCAGCCUCAGAAACGCCGCCGUUUAGACCGGAAGUGACGCCGAAGGAUUGCCCGCUAGACAUUCUGUCUUUAAUGGAAAAAUGUUGGAACGAACUCCCCGAAGAACGACCAACCUUUCACACUAUACGUGGAAUUAUACGUGGUAUCAUGAAAGGUUACUGUGAAAAUUUAAUGGACGACCUAUUGAGGCGCAUGGAACAGUAUGCGAAUAAUUUAGAGGCCCUGGUGGAAGAGAAAACGGAGCAACUGAGUCUGGAGAAGCGACGUAGCGAAGAACUUCUUUACCAAGUGCUCCCAAGGCAGGUGGCGUGUCAGUUAAUGGCGGGAGAAUUAGUCCAACCGGAGCAAUUUGAGUGCGUGACAAUUUAUUUCAGUGAUAUAGUCGGUUUCACAGCCCUCUGUGCACAAAGCACACCAAUGGAGGUGGUAGAUUUCUUGAAUGAUCUCUACAGUACCUUCGAUCGCAUUAUUGAAUUCUACGACGUCUACAAGGUGGAAACUAUAGGAGAUGCAUACAUGGUGGUAUCUGGCCUACCAGAAAGAAACGGUGACGAACACGCGAGGGAAAUUGGCCUGAUGGCAUUGGCGAUCCUCGAUUCUGUACGUUCCUUCACUAUAAUGCAUAAACAAAAUGCACAAUUGAGCGUUAGAAUAGGGGUACACAGUGGACCAGUUUGUGCUGGAGUUGUUGGACAAAAAAUGCCACACUAUUGCCUGUUUGGCGACACUGUGAACACUGCGUCGAGAAUGGAAUCUUCGGGACUACCAUUAUGCAUACACGUGUCUGAGGCAACAAAAUGCAUACUGGAUAAGUUUGGAACAUUCGACCUUGAACUCAGGGGUGAAGUGGAACUAAAAGGGAAGGGAAGAGUUACUUCUUACUGGUUAAAAGGUUGCUCAGAGCCAGAUCCAAGACCACCAACUCCCAAAUACCGUAAGCAUAGCGUCAGUACACCAGAGAAUAAUCUGAACCCCCUAAUCUUCCCUCCCAACAACAUAAAUGGUCCGAAAACCAAUAACAAUACGUUCAUUAAUCUGUCUGAACUACAACAAACCGUGUAA
Habropoda laboriosa is the source of this 3423-nucleotide messenger RNA. Its product is annotated as atrial natriuretic peptide receptor 1. The transcript is spliced from 19 exons. The coding region runs from base 1 to 3423 and encodes 1140 amino acids. Gene Ontology annotation, molecular function: protein kinase activity; peptide receptor activity; guanylate cyclase activity. The record is from RefSeq and is a predicted model, not a curated record. NCBI's taxonomy places the organism in Eukaryota, Metazoa, Arthropoda, Insecta, Hymenoptera, Apidae. Gene Ontology annotation, biological process: receptor guanylyl cyclase signaling pathway; protein phosphorylation; cGMP biosynthetic process. Gene Ontology annotation, cellular component: membrane.